AUGGCAAACGGCGGCGAUCACCCGACGGUUCCUCCUCGUCUACGUGGAAACCCCACCGCCAAUCCUCCUCCUCCUCGUCGACGCUUCACCCCACCAAGAAGAAGAGUCGAUCUCACCGAAGAGAAUCAAUCUUUACUCAACUCAUUUCGCUCCUCCGCCGCCUUAACUCCUCAAGAAACGGCCACGUGUACGCAGUCCUUGUUCAGGUUAAUGACUAGCAGCGAUGCGUCUCAGUUUAGAGAGCUGGUCGCAAGAUUAGGUGACGGAAACGAUCUCCGGAGGAUGGUCUCGCUCCUGACGUCAAACAACGCUCCCUUCUUGCAGACCGCGAGAAACGAGAACGGCUCCAACCGCAUGCAAGACCUCCUCGGAAGAACAGACGACUUGGACAACUUCUUCUUGAUCGCUAUCUUGCGCCGCUUCUUCGACGUCAUGUGCGACGGUGACUCGUCCCGCCUCGCGUUACGAGGGAUGCGUGUUUUCAGCCAGGAGAAGAGAGCAGCGAUGUACGACCACCUUCUCUGCGACGCGGUUAACCUAGCGUGCGACGCGGACGGCUACGUCGUGCUGAACGAUAUCAUAGACGACUCGGACCCGCGCUCUUUCUACGGAGGGCGGCUCUUGUACGUAGUGGCGCGCAACGCUCACCAGUUAAGCGACCAUGCUUUUGGGAGCCGUGUGGUCCAACGCGUGCUUCAGCUCAAUGACUUGCGUUGCACGCGUAAUGUUGCGGAUAGCCUCAGGGGCCAUUGCGUUUACCUAUCGCUUACAAAGUAUGGAAGCUACGUCGUGGAGAUGCUUUUGGAUACGGAGGCGGUUAUGGUGGCGGAUGAGCUUUUGUCGGGGUGUAAUGGAGAGGAGUUAGCGUUGCUGGCGAGGAAUGAGUUUGGGAGUUUCGUGGUGUUGAAGGCACUGAGAGUGACGCGGGGGAUGUAUAGGAGGGAUCUUUUUGGGGUUUUGGUGGAUAAGCUCAUGCCCUUUGUUCAUCACUUGGGUGGGUUUCAUGGACGCGUUCGAGCAUUCUUGGACAGGCUUUAG
This is a messenger RNA of Brassica rapa (field mustard), 1038 nucleotides long. RefSeq names its product putative pumilio homolog 19. Lineage: Eukaryota; Viridiplantae; Streptophyta; Magnoliopsida; Brassicales; Brassicaceae. Gene Ontology annotation, cellular component: cytoplasm. The record is from RefSeq and is a predicted model, not a curated record. Gene Ontology annotation, biological process: post-transcriptional regulation of gene expression. Gene Ontology annotation, molecular function: mRNA binding.